AUGGCUAGAAAUCGUAUCCUCGUGCUCGCCGCCCUUCUAGCAACCACGACCUUAUGUCACGGAGCCCGACCGCUCUUCACGGCGCUACUGACCUCCGACCCCUAUGCCGCGCAAGCCGUUAACGUUGAGGCGGGGAACGAUGCGGCGAAUAAUCUGUUGGCAGAGGCAGAAGUGGCCGCUUCUGACAACGAUAACACCGCCAGCCUUGCCGGAGCUACCGAGAUCGUCUCGACUGCCGCUGAUAACGACAACGUCGCAUCAGCUAUCCCUGAAAUGAUCCCAACUGACGUGAACAGCAAUUCCGUCGGAUUCUUGACGGCGUCCGUCUCCCUGCCAGGUUCCGACAAUGUCAUUGCCGCAUUGGCCCUUCCGCGCAGAAAGGGCUCUCUGGUUUCGGUCAUCGACGACCCUACCGAUAACACCGCCUCUGUCCGCACAUCCGCGUCUGCUGCUGCCGGUGUUGCUGACCUCAGCGCUGCGACAACGGUGACCUUCGAUGACCCCACCGAUAAUACCGCUUCCGUCGGCGCAUCCGCCGCGUCUGCUGCUGUUAUCGUGGAUGAUUUCAGCGAUAACACCGCGUCUGCUGCGACGACGGCGAUCAUUGACGACCCUACAGAUAACACCGCGUCCGCUGUCGAAUCUUCCUCAACUGUCGUCUACGACCCCACCGAUAACACCGCUUCCGCUGGGACUGGCGAUGCAGCACAGGAGGAGACAACUACGACGGCGUACGUCUCCCUUCCCGUAACCUCGCCGCACGACCCGCCGACACAAGAGUCGUCGCGUUCAGAAUCCGCCGAGCCGCUUGGUUUGGACGAACUCCGACCGGACACAGGAAUCCGCGUCCCAGAAUCUGUCUCAACGGCUCUUUCGGCGUGGGACGACGACGACAACAACUUGAGCGCCACGAGCGGCGACGGCGCCGCGGCAGCGGCGGCGGCGGCGGCGGCGGCAGAGGCGGCGGAUGAGGCGCUUCGUCUCUCAAAUGGCCCCGAAUCGGAAGGUUGGAGCGAGGACGGGGUUUUGGAAACGGGAGAAGACAACAUGAACGUGGUUAUAGCGGGGCAAAACAGCGUCGUGACUUUUAGUGAAGACUCGUCGGAACUUCCAACGGAAGAGAAUUCCUCGGCUGUAGCAGAGGAUAAUCCUACGGUUGUAGCAGAAGGCGCGGAUGCAGGUGGCGACGGGGAGGAACGCGACAAUGUGGCUGUAGCGGGGCAGAAUACGGUUGUGAUUUUUGCGAAAGAAGUCAUUGCGGAAGAGAAGGCGGACGAGGCACCGGAGAGGGCGGCAAAUGAGGCGUCGGAGGAUAAGGCGGAGGAUAAGGCGGAGGAUAAGGCGGAGGAGAAGGCUGAGGAGAAGGCGGAGGAUAAGGCGUCGGAGGCGUCGGAGGAAAGCGCGGAAGGGCAGGACAUCGCGGCGGAGGUGGAGGCGGCGGCGGAGGAAGCCGCUGCCGCUGCUGCUGAGGCGGCAGCAGCUGUAGCCGCGGCCGCGGACGCUGACACCGAGACGGCUGUAGCAGCGGACGCGGAGCCUGCAGCGGAAGGCGACGCGGUGAGCUCAGACGGCAGCGAGAGCCCGGCAGAGGGUGAAACAGUGAUUGCUCCCGCAGAGGGCUCUGAAACGGAGAGCCCUAAAACGGGGAAUUCCGAAACGGGGAGUCCUGAGACGGAGACUUCUGCGACAGCGGAAGCUGGAACAAUAGAGUCUCAGUCCACGGAGGCAGCAGAUACGGAGACGGAGCAAACUGCAGAUUCGAAUACCGACACUCAAGAUUCCGAAUCUGGGAGCAUAGCGAACGAGAGCAGCCCUGUCAGCGAGAACGAGGGCGAAAGUGAGGGUGCUGCUGAUGCUGACGGUGCCACCACGAGGACUUUGGAAGAGGGGCCGACGGCGGAAGAGAUUUUGCCGGAAGGAUCGGACGGUUUGGAAGAGGAGGCUGCUGCAGUCGCCGUCCAGUAG
Messenger RNA from Closterium sp. Naga37s-1, 1965 nucleotides. Lineage: Eukaryota; Viridiplantae; Streptophyta; Zygnematophyceae; Desmidiales; Closteriaceae. The record is from the annotation of a GenBank genome assembly.